Messenger RNA from Petromyzon marinus (sea lamprey), 1591 nucleotides. Lineage: Eukaryota; Metazoa; Chordata; Hyperoartia; Petromyzontiformes; Petromyzontidae. The record is from RefSeq and is a predicted model, not a curated record.
CUACGUGGUGAUGAUGCCCAAGACGCGGCAGGCACUGGUGGAGUUUGAAGACCCGGAGAGCUCCCGCAGCUGCGUCGACUACUCGUCCACGGGCUCCGUCUACGUGUGCGGGCAGCCGGCCUAUUUUAACUUCUCUACCAGCCAGAAGCUUUGGCGCCCUGGCGUCCCGGGGGAUAACGGCAACAGCAACCACGUCCUGCUCUUCACCAUCCUCAACCCCAUCUACCCCAUCACCACGGAUGUGCUUUACAACAUUUGCAAACCAUUUGGGCCUCUGCAACGCAUUGUGAUCUUCAGGAAGAAUGGCCUGCAGGCCUUUGUGGAGUUUGUUUCGGUUGAGAGCGCCGAGAGAGCGAACUCAUCUCUGAAUGGAGCAGACAUCUAUUCGGGCUGCUGUACUCUUAUAGUGGACUAUGCGAGGGCGACGCGUCUGAAUGUGUUUAAAAAUGACUCUGAGACCUGGGACUUCACCAACCCUGGCCUCAAGCAAGGUAAGACCAAUAUUGAGCAUACCAGAGCCGCGCUCUCUCGACAGCUGGUGGUGGCACCGGGGGGACACGGCGCUGACAGACCGGCAAAGUACCGGCAUCGCCGCGAAGAAGCCGACAGCGAGAAGGCGGCGAAGAACCGCAACCAGCGUCCCACCGCGGUGCUGCACUUCUUCAACGCGCCCACGGACAUCACGGUCGAGAUGUUCGCGCAGCUGUGCGACGAAAUGUCGAUUGCGAGGCCCCGCUCUUUCAAAGUGUUUUCUGGAAAAACCGAUAGGAGCGUGUCCGGCCUGAUGGAGUGGGAGACCAAGAACGAUGCCAUGGAGGCUCUGGCGUGCAUUAACCAUCACCCCCUGAAGAACGCAAAUGUUCCAUACCUCUACACCCUCAAACUGUGCUUCUCCACUGCCCAGCCUUCAUAGAAGACAACUCAACAUGUUUCAUGCCGUAUUGAACGUCGGUGUCAACAUCAUUGUCACUUUGUGUAUUAUUUGUGAAUGUCCCAUCACUCUUGUUGAAAGUUAACCGUGGGUAUAGGUCGAAAGUGCAAUUUGACGCGUUUACAUUUUAGUUGUCAUUUUUUGGAGGAUUAAUUUAGAUUUCUAUAUUGACUGCACCGAAAGAUUUUAAAGGUCGCAGUGGAAAUGAAGAAUGUUGAAAUUAAAAUAAUUAUGAUUAGUCUCCUUAACCUGCCGAGUUUGUCUGCCGUGUGCAUUGCUAUUUUGUCCAUGAGCCCCAAACCAGAUUUCACUUGGCAGUCCUCGGGUGCCGUAACUUUAGCGGCUCCAAUUAAUUUACAAUUUGGGGGGGUUCUCAACUUGCUCAUAGCCAAAGUUUUUGCUCCCACCACGAGUGAUGCUCCUUUCUUGCUGUAGCCCAUGGCACUAAUAUUGCCCAUUUAAUUUCAUAACGGAGAGCUCUGAAAUAAAUGCCAAAGAGACCCUUUUGGGGGGGGGGGGCUGGUAAAAAUAUACCCCGACUCAUUGAAAAUCCCAUUGAAAAACAUGGGUUGGCAUUCUGUACAGUGCGUGUAUUUAGCAGGUUAAUACGCUUGCAAAUAUAAACCCCAAGAGAAAAUAGAACAGUGUUUGAAAAUAAAA